UCGGCCUCCUGCGGGAGACCGUGUAAACAGGUCAUGACAACGGCCUGGAAAGGGGCCCUGGGAGCAAAGGGGCCCUGGGGGCGCAGCGGUGGUAGCCUACCCGCGGCUCGCUGGCUCUUGGGGGAGGGGCAGCGAGUCGGCGUUCGCCUUCGUUCAUUUCUUAACUGAGCAACUGCUUAAGCGCUUUCUGAGAGUCAGGCAGGCCCCGGUGUGCCACAGUGGUCCCCGCCCCUCAGGCCAACUGCACGCUACGCCGUCACCCAUGGAGAGGACUCCGAUGGAAAGCAGGGUGCUGGGGGAAGAGAAGUCUGAUGUUCCUUAAGAUGGCCUGAUAUGAAGGAGUUACGCCUCCCGCCUCAAGCCCCCCAGAGCUGUCCUGUGGCCCCCUUGUCCCUCAAGUGCAGGAGCUGGUUGAAAUGUCGGGAAUGGAAGCCAAUGUGACCAUCCCAAUUUGGCAAAACAAGCCUCAUGGGGCUGCUCGAAGUGUGGUGAGGAGGAUCGGGACCAACCUACCACUGAAGCCAUGCCCCCGAGCGUCCUUUGAGACCCUGCCCAACAUCUCUGACCUGUGUCUGAGGGAUGUGCCCCCAGUCCCUACUCUGGCUGACAUCGCCUGGAUUGCUGCAGAUGACGAGGAGACAUACGCCCGGGUCAGGAGUGAUACACGGCCCCUGAGGCACACGUGGAAGCCCAGCCCUCUGAUUGUCAUGCAGCGCAAUGCCUCCGUGCCCAACCUGCGUGGGUCAGAAGAGAGGCUCCUGGCCUUGAAGAAGCCAGCCCUGCCAGCCCUAAGCCGCACCACAGAGCUUCAGGAUGAGCUGAGUCACUUGCGAAGCCAGAUUGCUAAGAUAGUGGCAGCUGAUGCAGCUUCGGCCUCAUUAACGCCAGAUUUCUUAUCUCCAGGAAGUUCAAAUGUCUCUUCUCCCUUACCUUGUUUUGGAUCCUCAUUCCACUCUACAACUUCCUUUGUCAUUAGUGACAUCACCGAGGAGACCGAGGUAGAGGUCCCUGAGCUUCCAUCAGUCCCCCUGCUUUGUUCUGCCAGCCCUGAAUGUUGCAAACCAGAACACAAAGCUACCUGCAGCUCGUCUGAAGAGGAUGACUGCGUCUCUCUGUCCAAGGCCAGCAGCUUUGCAGAUAUGAUGGGGAUCCUGAAGGACUUUCACCGGAUGAAGCAGAGCCAAGACCUGACUCGGAGUUUACUGAAGGAGGAAGACCCUGCCAUUCUUAUCUCUGAGGUCCUAAGGAAGAAGUUUGCUUUGAAGGAAGAAGAUAUCAGUAGAAAAGGAAACUGAUAACACUCAGCUCUGCAAACUCAAGUCUCAUGCUCCUGGAAUUCCUUCAAUAGCUGCCUUCCUCACCGCAGGUGUUUCCGCCUCUCUAUUAGAAAUCUUCUGCAACAGUCUUGCUGAAAACUGUAGAGCUUAGACUGAAAAAGAUGAGCAGGAUUAUGUUUCCCACACAUGAGACUCUAACAAACUAAAACCUGUUUGAGUUGAGACAUUUGUUACAGAUAAAUGUGUUGGUUGGAAUCUCUCAGCCUAAAGGGUGAGAUAGAAAUUUCUGGUUUUUCCUUACCCCUGUGUGAAAACUAGGUCCUAACGAAUGACUUACUUCACUGCAUUAUCCCAUAAAUGGUCUCACUGGACACUUUGUGCUCAGCUAUCACUCUCAGUGGCUUCCUUGCAGCAGAGCUGAGGGGAAGGGGCUAUAACUGUUUUAUGUACUUGUUCACAGGGCAGGGAAAAUCUUACGCUGCUCCAUCAUACUUUGACCAAUACCCAGCAAUCACCCUCUUCCCUGUCCAACACCUAGGUGUAGUGGUAAGGCCACUGGAGCAGCUGGGAGGCCUGGCUAUUUUUUUCUUAAAUGUAUUUUGUAAUACUGUACAACCAAAUCUACCCUCCAAGGCCCUGGGGCCUCAUCCGUUCCACUCAUUGAAAAAACUUUCUCUUUCAUGGACUUCAGCUUAAGACCAGCAGGAAAGAGAAACGGAGGGAAGAGCAUAUCAUCCUCCGGCCCUUGACUGCUGCUUUGGUUUGGGGCCAAGGUUUGUACCUGCCACACCAUGCAUGACUCAGAUGCCCUCAGGUCCCGUUCUCUACAGUAUGUAUCCUGUGUGUUUGGGUUGAAGCACUACCUGACAUUAAAGAAAGCACUUGGAGAG
This is a messenger RNA of Condylura cristata (star-nosed mole), 2167 nucleotides long. It is a transcript of the gene MTFR1L, whose product is annotated as mitochondrial fission regulator 1-like. Gene Ontology annotation, cellular component: mitochondrion. The transcript is spliced from 7 exons. Gene Ontology annotation, biological process: aerobic respiration; mitochondrial fission. The record is from RefSeq and is a predicted model, not a curated record. Lineage: Eukaryota; Metazoa; Chordata; Mammalia; Eulipotyphla; Talpidae. Bases 417 to 1295 code for a protein of 292 amino acids.